AUGCUCCAGACCCAGAACCUGCCGUGGCGGGCAGCCCUCCGCCAGGCAUCGCGCUCGAAUUGUACAAAACUCACCACCAGAUCAUCGCCACGAUAUCUCCCCGCCCAAUGCACAGCAUCGCUGGUUGCGCGGCCGCUCCACCGAUGCCCCUCGCCACCCGCCGCCCUCUUCGCAUACCGCAGCUUUUCCACAUCGCUGAGCAAGCAAAAGGAAAAAGACCCCAAGAUACCACCUGAGCCACUGGACGAGGGCGCAGCCGAAGAGACAGAUGAACUGAAGAAGCUCAGGGAGCAGCAGAGAAACCGAGAGGUCGAGGGCAAGAGUGACACGCCAGAGCCAAUACCCCCGCGCACCGGCUCCGGGCGAGGCAGCGCAGCAGGCGGAGGCACUGGAGGCAGCGACGGCGGUGAUGGCGGCGGCAAGAAGCGAAAGGGCUCCGAACGCGCCCUCGUCAAACCCACGAUACCAGACGUCUACCCGCAGGUUAUGGCGAUACCACUCGUUAAGCGCCCCUUGUUCCCUGGCUUCUACAAGGCCAUCACAAUCAGAGACAGAGAGGUCGGCCAGGCAAUCGCCGACAUGGUGAAGCGGGGGCAACCGUACAUUGGAGCCUUCAUGUUCAAGGAUGAGGGCGCUGACAAGGACGUUAUCGACGACCCUAACGAGGUCUACAAUGUGGGCACAUUCUGCCAGGUUACAAGCGCAUUCCCUGUGGGUGCCGAUGAUAACUUCGCCAUGACUUGCGUCCUCUACCCACACCGCCGCAUAAAGAUGACGGGUCUGAAGCCGCCAGCACAAGCCAAGGAGGAGCCAUCAGUAGCCGAGAGUACUUUGGACGAAAGCUCUGAAACACCAGAGGCGGAUUCAGCUGCGACCCAAUCCAAGGGCGAUGUCGUUGCCAGCUUCGAGGAGUCCACCGAAGAGACCAAGACGGCCCAAGGCGCCCUGGUCCCCACCAUUCUCAAGGGCCGCAAGGUCAGCAUCGCCGACGUGAACAACAUGGUUGAGGAGCCUUUCGACCUAAGGUCAAACAAGACAAUCCAGGUGCUGGUCAACGAGAUUGUCAACACUUUCAAGGGUGUCGCACUCUUAAACCCACUGUUCCGAGACCAUGUCUCGACCUUCUCUGUACAUACUACCAUGAAUGUUGGCGAGGACCCCGUCAAGCUGGCCGAUUUUGCAGCUGCUGUAGCACAAGCCGAGUCACACGAGCUGCAAGACGCGCUCGAGGAGAUGGACAUUGAAAAGCGGCUGAGCAAAGCGCUGGAGCUUCUGAAGAAGGAACUCAUCAGCGCGGAACUGCAAAAGAAGGUCGCAGACGAUGUCAACGCCCGAGUUACGAAGAAGCAUCGCGAAUACAUGCUGAUGGAGCAAAUGAAAGGCAUCAAACGUGAGCUCGGCAUUGAGUCUGACGGCAAAGACAAACUGAUUGAGAAGUUCAACGAAAAGGCCAACAAGCUGGCUAUGCCCGAAGCCGUGCGCAAGGUCUUCGAGGAGGAGAUGAGCAAGCUGCAAGGCCUCGAGCCCAACGGAUCAGAGUUUAAUGUAACCCGCAACUACCUUGACUGGCUCACACAGCUUCCUUGGGGUUUACGUAGCGCCGAAAACUUUGGUAUUCAACAUGCACGCGAAGUCUUGGAUGAAGACCACCAUGGUCUAAAAGACGUAAAGGACCGCAUCUUGGAGUUCAUCGCUGUCGGAAAACUGCGCGGCACUGUUGAAGGUAAGAUCCUUUGUUUGGUUGGGCCGCCAGGUGUGGGCAAAACAUCUAUCGGAAAGUCAAUUGCUCGUGCUUUGAACCGCCAGUACUACCGCUUCAGUGUCGGUGGUAUGUACGAUGUGGCAGAAAUCAAAGGUCACCGCAGAACAUAUGUUGGUGCACUACCUGGACGUAUCAUUCAGGCUCUCAAGAAAUGCCAAACUGAAAACCCACUCGUCUUAAUUGAUGAAGUCGACAAGAUUGGCCGGAACAGUAACCAUGGUGACCCAGCAUCUGCCCUUCUCGAGCUACUUGACCCAGAGCAAAACAACAGCUUCCUAGACCAUUACCUGGACGUGCCUGUCGAUCUAUCCAAAGUCCUUUUUGUGUGUACAGCCAAUAUGGACGAGACCAUCCCGCAACCACUGCUUGACCGUAUGGAGGUAAUACGGCUUUCGGGCUAUGUUUCCGACGAGAAGAUUGCAAUCGCUGAGAAGUACUUGUCUCCUGCGGCCAAGGAAAUGAGUGGUUUGAAGGAUGCCGACGUUGUGCUUGAGAAAGACGCAAUUGUCGAGCUCAUCAACAAAUACUGCCGUGAGUCGGGUGUGCGAAAUCUCAAGAAGCAUAUCGAAAAGGUCUACCGGAAGUCUGCCUUGAAGAUUGUCACUGAUGUGGGCGAGGAGGCCCUUCCAGAAGCCGCAGCUUUGACUGAAGAGGGCAAGGCUGCGCAACAGGAAUCAAACAAGAACGAGAACGACCCCAAGGAGACCCCAAAGAACAUCGAGGAGCAGACUACCGAAAAGCCCCGUGUGGCUCUCAAGGUACCAGAUUCAGUACAUGUCUCAAUCACCAAGGACAAUCUCAAGGACUACGUCGGCCCACCAAUUUUUACCUCUGACCGCCUAUACGACUUUACGCCACCUGGUGUAGCCAUGGGUCUAGCAUGGACCUCCAUGGGUGGCUCUGCGCUCUACAUUGAAUCCAUCCUGCAAAAUGCGCUGUCCGCUUCGUCAUCACCUGGUCUCGAGCGCAGUGGAUCCCUCCGAGAUGUUAUGAAGGAGUCGACUGGGGUUGCCUACUCAUUCGCAAAGAGCAUCAUGGCUCGCGAUUUCCCAAAGAACAGAUUCUUCGAGCAUGCUAGGAUACACUUGCAUUGCCCCGAGGGCGGUACGCCCAAAGAUGGGCCAAGCGCUGGUAUCACAAUGGCCACCAGCUUGCUCAGCUUAGCGCUCAACAAAAAGAUUAGAGACGAUGUUGCUAUGACUGGCGAGCUUACUCUUACUGGAAAAGUGCUGAGAAUUGGUGGACUACGCGAAAAGACUGUUGCAGCACGAAGGGCAGGUGCAAAAACAGUGAUUUUCCCACACGACAAUAUGAGUGAUUGGCUGGAACUACCGGAGAACAUUAAAGAAGGCAUCGAGGGCCGCCCCGUGUCAUGGUACCGGGAAGUGUUUGACAUUGUGUUCCCCGAUCUCGACAAGGAAGCCGCCAACAAGAUGUGGGAGAAGGAACUAAAGUCCAAGAAGGGUGACCGUAAGAAGCGUGAGCAAAAGAGGAAAGAGGAGGAGGAGGAAGAGUCUGGCGAUGACGACGACUAA
Molecule: messenger RNA, 3297 nt
Organism: Bipolaris victoriae FI3
Lineage: Eukaryota; Fungi; Ascomycota; Dothideomycetes; Pleosporales; Pleosporaceae
Exons: 2
Coding region: 1-3297 (1098 amino acids)
Biological process (GO): protein quality control for misfolded or incompletely synthesized proteins; protein catabolic process; mitochondrion organization
Cellular component (GO): mitochondrial matrix
Molecular function (GO): ATP hydrolysis activity; serine-type endopeptidase activity; ATP-dependent peptidase activity
Source: RefSeq, a predicted model, not a curated record